GAGAAAUAGUAACCAAUAGAAGAAAAAGAGAAGGAAAAGAUCAGGGUUUGUUUCAUCUUUGAAGGACUUUGAUCGUCGCCGUCGCGCAUGGAGAUCUCAGGCACCGUUCUCCGUCAGGUAACCUAUGUUUCCGGCAACGGGGCCCUCUCCCGUGGCGCGGUUCCUCGAGCUUGGGGUAGGACCAGGGUGAGAAUGGCGUCGGGUUCGGGUUUCUGUGACGAGGGCCAUCUCCAGUAUUACCAGGAUGACAAAAAGGGAACCCCUCUUCUCACCGCGAAGAAGAAGUUGAAAUUGCUGAAGAAUCUUUCCAAAUUAGGGUUUGCUUUGGAUCCUGAGAAACGUGCCUUGUUCCAUGAUCUUAAGACAAACCCCACCUCGGAUGUUGGUGAGGUAUUGUUGAGAGAGUUGGAACUAGUAAGAGCAAAGGAGAAGGAAAUGAAGAAGAAAAGGAAGCAAGAGAAAAAGGCCAAAGCCAAAGCAUCAAAAAUGAAUUGUGAAUCUUCAUCUUCAUCGUCUGAAUCAAGUGACAGUGAUUGUGAUAAGGUGGUUGACAUGAAAACCUUCAGAGCUGGUGUUGAUGUUGUUGUUGCCCCUGCACCAGUAGAUGAAUUGCAGUUGCAGCCACCUACCAUGCUUUCACUGCCCCAGACCACCAUUGUUGACGAUACAAGUGCACAUCAUCGUGCCAUGGAAUUGUGCUCUAAGAAUGAUACCUCUGUUGGUGGCAUAAGUGUUGGCUUUAGGAAUGAAAGUGCUGUAGUUACCACUGCUCCUCAGAAGAAGAUUGAGGUCUGCAUGGGUAACAAGUGCAAAAGAUCAGGGGCUGCUGCAUUGUUGCAAGAGUUUGAGAAGGUGGUGGGCGUUGAAGGUGGUGCUGUUGUUGGAUGUAAGUGUAUGGGCAAGUGCAAAAGUGCUCCUAAUGUGAGAAUUCAGAACUCUGUUGAUCAUAGCCUUGCUGAGGGACUUAAUGAUUCUGUCAAGAUUCCAGCUAACCCUCUUUGCAUUGGGGUUGGUAUAGAUGAUGUGGAUGCUAUUGUGGCCAGAUUUUUAGGGGACAGUCACGGAGAUAUGGGUUUUGCAGGUGCAGCUACUUGAUGCACACGUUAUGGAAUAUGGAAAUGGCUGGUGUUAUAAUUGUAUAUACGUAGCCAGUAGCAAUGGAGGAAACACCAUUGUCAAUUCUGGUUUCUGAAUUGUUCAGAUUGUAUAUAAACUAGUAAUGGAUUUCUUAUGCUCGCCCCAGCCGAGUUUAAGCAUAUUGAAAAAAAAUAUAUUUAAUAUUUUUAAAUUAUAAUAUUUUCUUUUUGUUAAAAAUUCAGGUUAACAUUUUUCAUUAGUUGUUAUCUUAUAUAUUUAAUGGUUAAAACUAAUAAUAUAUAUUUAAUAUUGAAAUUUGUAUGUCAUUCGUUUGUGUCACUCAUUAUUAUCUUAUACAAUAUUUGGGUGGCAUUAGUU
Abrus precatorius (Indian licorice) is the source of this 1455-nucleotide messenger RNA. RefSeq names its product diacylglycerol O-acyltransferase 3, cytosolic. The record is from RefSeq and is a predicted model, not a curated record. The coding region runs from base 88 to 1095 and encodes 335 amino acids. The transcript has 2 exons. NCBI's taxonomy places the organism in Eukaryota, Viridiplantae, Streptophyta, Magnoliopsida, Fabales, Fabaceae.